AAAGAAAAAUACUCGUUUCAUUGCAGAAAAAAAAGUCAUCUCGCAAUGUCGAACACAACGUACGAUGAGUUAUGGCGCGAGGCUCAGACGCUCCUCGAAGACGUUGUCCAGAUCGACUCAUCCGUCCAGUCGAUCAGAUCAGUGCGAGAACGUGCCGAAGCUCGAAGCCAACUGGCCGACCUGUACAUUCGCUACAUCGCCAUCGGGAACAAGCUCGAGGAGUGUUACGACCAGGUGGUCCAGCCACAGAAGAGGCCACUGCUACGCCGACUCCUGGACUCGACUUACGGACGAGUUCUGGAGCUGAAACACGAACUCGUGGAGGUCGAGCUGUCCGAGUACAAUUACUGCGACGACGCGUUGCUCAGACGCCGACUGACACCGGACGAAUCCGAGCUGAGGGUCCCGAGAUACUUCAGGAGAGAAAGAGAGAAGGAGAUAGAGUCGAGGAGAAAGUUCAUCGAGGAGACGCUCAGGAGUCUGGGUGAGCUCGAAGAAAAGCCGGAACCCAAGAAGAUGACGGAGUUGGAAGCCAUCCGGUUGCUACAGGCUCACGAGCGAGCGAGGCAAGGUCGCGUGCGAUUUCAAUUCAUGAAAGAGAUCCUCGAGAUGAAAGAGAGGUCGACGAUCAGAUCGGAGCCGAAAGAACCGGAUACGGCGACCGGAAUCGCGGCUGCCGUCAAGAUACAAAAGGUCUGGCGUGGAUACGUUACCAGGCGUAAGAUUCGUCAGCGCAAACUCGACGAAAUGCUUUUGAUAGGCAUGUUGCAGCCGUGUCAGACCAUAUCGGAAAACACGAAGAGGUUGGAGAAGAUCGAGAAAGAGAGGUACGAGAAGCAAAGGGAGUUUCAAGAAGUCUUCGACGCGUACACGGUCGAAGCGAAAGAGCGAAUAAAGCUGGAGAAGAGCGCCAUCAUGGAAGAAAACAUGAGGAUCGAAAUUAGGAACUGGAUAAGCACUUACUAUCAGCAGACGGGGAAAAUUCCAGAGCUGCCGUCGGCCGAAAGCGGAGGCUCUAGGAUGAUCUUCAGUCGGCAGGACACGGAGAGUUCGAUGAGCAAGUCGACCGGCGUGUCGUCGUCGAAGGAGUCGAAACGCUCGAAGAAGUCGGGGAAAGCGAAGAAGGAAAGCGAAGCCGAGCAGCAAUCGGAGCCCGAGUCGGAAAUCGGCUUCAAGCCGAUGCCCUCGAACUUCUUGCCCGAGCUCGUCCAGGCUAAUCAGGAGUACCAGGAGAUCUGGCGCGACAAGGACGAGUCGGCGAACCUCGAGCAGGAGCCCUACUACGAUAUGAUCGACGCCGAAAAGACGAGAGAAGUGGAGAACGAAAUCAGAGUCGUCGUGGAUCAAGCAUUGAGAGCCGACAUAGAAGCUUUGCAAGCUGCUCUCGACAGAGACAAGGGCUACAAGGGAAAACGCGCGAAAAAGGCACAAAAGCGAGUUCGCCGCAGCGGCAAAAAGAACAAACGGAAGAAAGAGAAGGAUUUGACUCCCGAUCGAACUACCGAGUCCCUUUUCCAAGAGUUAUUGCAGCAGGGUAUCAUAAAACUUUACCCGGAAGUGCGCAUCGACAGCUUCAAAGGGCAGAACUCGUUCGCCAACUUCGAUCUCCGGGAAAAGGGGAAAGAUCCUCUUCCAGCGAUAGGCGAUGUAAGACAAAUCAUAAACGAAUACUGCAUUUUGCCACUGGGCAACGAAACUCUCCGGGAACUAACGCCGCUCGUAAGGUCAGUCCUCAUAGCUGGCCCUCAGGGCAGUGGAAAAAAGAUGCUGGUACACGCGAUAUGCACCGAACUCGGAGCGACGCUUUUCGACAUCACACCAGCCAACGUAGCCGGCAAGUAUCCAGGAAAAUCAGGCCUCAUCAUGCUGCUUCAUUUGAUCUCAAAAGUUUCUAGAUUGCUGCAGCCGUCUGUAAUAUUCAUGGAAGGCGCUGAGAAGCCGUUUGUGAAGAAAGUGCCGAAAACCGACAAGACUGAUCCUAAAAGACUGAAAAAAGAUUUGCCAAAGCUCAUAAAAAAUAUCACGAACGAGGAUCGUGUUAUUCUGAUCGGCACAUCUCGUAGCCCUUGGGAGGGUGAUCAGAAGCUGCUUUACCAAACUUACGACAAAGUUGUUUUUAUUCCCAGGCCGGAUUACGGCUCCAUGUCUUUGAUCUGGAAAAAUCUCCUCUACAAGUAUUCGGGCAUUAGUAGACAGUUUGACACGUCGGAGAUGGCUAAAAUUUGCGACGGUUUUACAAUUGGCACCGUCAUGUCAGCCAUCAGCGAAGUGAUGACGACGAAACGAAUGGUUCAAUUGAGAGUCCAGCCACUGACGCAUAUCGAACUGAUUAACGCUCUGAGCUUGAAGGAUCCCGUUUAUCGCGAGGAGGAAGACGCGUUUUUGAAUUGGUACUCGAAAACGCCCACUUGCAAGAAGAAGCAAAAAGCCAUAGAAGCGGAACUGGCCAAGCUGGAGGAAGCAAACGAGAAAAGAAAAAAGGGAAAGAAGAAGUAAAAGUUUAUAGUUGUAUUGUAGUAAUGCAAAGGUAAAAUCUCGUAUUCCCAAGGAAGCUUAACUGAAUUAUCCGGAGAUCAUUUCUGUGAAAUGUUUAUGUAAUUGUAAAAAUAGCGUUUCGCUUGUACUUUGUACCAUUAAAGGGGACGAUAAAGCUUCGUUGCACAUACGUCGUUGGUCGUUGUUUAUAUUAUAAUGAUUGGUAUUAUGAGUGGCUUACAUUGCAUUUUAACGCGACUCAUUAAAGGUCAGUGCAAAGGAGAUAUCAUUUACGUACAUAAUUUUUUACACGAAGCACAAGAUAAACAACCGUCGAGAGAAAGUCAUCUUUGAUGUCAUAUUAUAAAUAGAUCUAGUAUUGUGUAUAAAAUUAUAACUCUGUUAUUGAAUUUACAUAACGAUAGUAAGGAAAAACAAACGAAGGAAACAUUA
This is a messenger RNA of Nasonia vitripennis (jewel wasp), 2928 nucleotides long. RefSeq names its product dynein regulatory complex protein 11. The record is from RefSeq and is a predicted model, not a curated record. Lineage: Eukaryota; Metazoa; Arthropoda; Insecta; Hymenoptera; Pteromalidae. The transcript has 11 exons. The coding region runs from base 46 to 2496 and encodes 816 amino acids. Gene Ontology annotation, molecular function: ATP hydrolysis activity; protein binding; ATP binding.